ACUGACAGAGAGCAGGUUUAGAUGGACAUGAAGAAGAAAUUGCUCUCUGUGAGGGUGCUGAGGCCCUGGCACACUGAGAUAUGUCAGGCAUAGGAUAGGACAUCCUUAGGAAUUCUUGUUUUUUCCACUGUCAGGCAACCACUAAGUAUAGAUGUCUGAUAUUAAAGCAGCUGGAGUUUAGAGGGGGAAAAAUGCCACCAAGGCUGCUAAAUAAAAACCAGACUGUUUUGUUUUCUGUUAAAUAUAAAAGAGAAACCGACAGCUUAAUUUUAUCCAGAUACAGAGAGAAAGAGUUUAUACCAGUUCCAGUAGUUUUACUUUGUUCAGCUGUUUUCAGUUCCUCUUUCACACAACAAUAAAAUAUAUGUUGCACAAAAUAUGUCACAAUGUUUGUCUAAAAAUGGGUAAACCUUGGAAGGAAUGAGGUAGCCAGCCUUCCUUAUGGUCAUGAGCUGGUUGCAAAAUGAUUCUUGUUAAAACCACUUUUUAAAUCUUUCUUGGAUUGUGACCCAGACAGGGACCUUUUGGCUGUGAAUUACGGCAGGAGAAAAAUAGAGCACUUGUUCUUAUUUGUUUAAUAAUGAUUUUUAAAAAGUGAUUUGGUGUAAACCCAAAGCACUUAAUUUCUCCUAAAAGAACAUCCUGAAAGGAAAAAUUGAAAUGUUUGAUUUCAAAAUUGUUAAACAUUCCAUUAUUUUCAGAAAAUAUAUUUAAUGUUAACAAUGAUUUUUUUUCCUCCUUGGUAGCAGAAACUCUUUGUUUAUAUUAGAAAAUAAUUUUGGUCCCAAAAAGUUACAAGUUUUUUCAAAUCUUUUACAUAUCAGAAAAUAUCUCCCAAUUAUUAUAGGUCUGGAUGCAGUAAGCAAGCACAUUAAAUCCAGAAAAAUCCACAUUUGCUCAGCUGUCAAGCACAUCCACUGAACCCUAGGAACAGAUAGCUUGAGGGUAAAACAUCCUAGUUACUGUAAGUGGAAUUUUAGAGAGGUUUUCUAUUUGAAAUCUUCCUUCUAAGCCUCUCUCUCUCACAUGCUUGGUUUUUGUUUCAAUUUUCCUUUUUACUACAACCAAAUAAAAGUCAUUAUCUGGAAUUGUCAAGUGGUGAAAACCAGCCCAGAAGGCUUGCUUUCACAAAGGAGAGUUAUUUUUCCAAGUGUUUACUGCUUUCUUUGUUCAUAAUGCAUAUUACAUUUUAAAUAUUUUAUCUAUUUCAGAAUAGAUGAUUUGCAGAUUACUUAUCUUUGAAUUUGGAUCUAGUAAUGAAAUCUUUACCAGAUCUGUUUUCUUGAUGAGAUAGAGAUACAUAGGACUCAACUGACCCCAGAAAAUUCUUCACUUCUGACCUGAGGCUGCACAAUCUCCCUUCAGGCACUGCAAGGCCACAGUGAGGUCACCUCAAAGCCUUCUCUUCUCCAGGCUGAACAAUCUCAUUCUCCCAGACUUUCCUCAUGGCAGAGGUUCUCCAGCUUCUCAGUGCUGUAUUGGCCUCAUCUGGACUCUCUCCAACAGUCCCAUGUCCUUCCUGUGCUGGGACUCCAGAGAGAAAAGAGGUCACCCCUCAGCCCCCUUUUCUCCAAACUGGACAAACCAAGGAAUCCUCAGCUGCUCCGCACAGGACAUUCCUUCCAACACUUCCACCAGCUUUCUUCCCUUCCUGUGAGCCUCCAUUCAAGGACCUUCAUGUUGUUCUUAAAUUCUAGGGGUCCUGGAUUGGUUUUGGCUGGGAUAGAGUUCACUUCCCUCAUAGUAACUGGUAUGACUAUAUUUUGGACUUGUGCUGGAACAGUGUUGAGACCACAGGGAUGCUUUAGUUCUUGCUGAGCAGAGAUUAAACAGAGUGAGAGACCUUUGUUUGUCAUCCCACCCCACCACUGAGGGGGCUGGGAGUGCACAAGGAAUUGAGAGGGGACACAGUUGACCCCAACUGCCCAGAGGGAUAUUACAAACCUAGAAAGCCAAGGAAUAGUUUUGUUUAGGCUGCACUAUUCCAGUUGCUGCCUUAAGCAUCUUUUUGUGCUUCCCAAAACAGGCUGGACCAAUCCCUCUUUCUGACCCCAUUUUGCCUCCAGAAUUCCCUUUCAGAGAAGCAGACAAUGUCUGUGAGCUACACAGAGCCCACAGAGCUCAGGACACAGCAGAGCAAAAUGUUUUGUGUGUGGGUUGGUGAAGCUUUGAGAACUCAAGAUACUUCCAAUCCAGAACCACUUCCCAACACAGGUGACCUCAGGGAGGCCAUGAACUUCUAUUUCCUCGUGUUACUGACAUAAAACCAUUUGCCAUCAAAAGAUAAGGUAGAAAUAGACUUCUCUUUUCAUUAGAAGUUGGGGUGUGACCGGAAGAGUCAGGAACUUCCUGCUGAAGGUUGGAGAGGGGGGGGAGCUCUGAGUCGUGCCCAGCCCAGAGUGUCACUGUCACAACAGCCGAGGGAGGGAAAAAGGAGAAGCGGGAACAAGAAUGGCAGAAAAUGUCCUUUAUGCUGACCUGAACUUGUCUGAAUCAACCAGACCCAGAAUCCUGACAGUCCCUGAUGACCCAGGCUCAGGCUGUACCUAUGCAGAAGUGAAAGUGAAAGCCCAAGACACAAAUGCUGCAACAAUAAAAGCCGUUGUUCCAGAAAACAUGUUGCCAUAUUGGUGGUGAUAAUCCUCAUACUGGUCCUGGCAGUAUAUUUAAUAAUCAAAUAUGGUCCUACUGCAGGCAGCCAAAAGGGCUCAACAACAUCGUCCCUCACGAACCAAGAGGACACAACAACACUGUCCCACAUCCCUGAAAGGGCACCAGUCUGCCCCACAGCAUGGAGGAAACAUGGCAGAAAAUGCUACUUCUUUUCUCCAGAGAAGAAAGCAAUGGACUGGAAUGCCUCCCGUGCAGAAUGCACUGCCAUGGGCUCACAACUGGUGGUCAUUGACAGCAAGAAAGAGCUGAAUUUCCUGCACAAAAGAUCAAAAGAUAAAUACUACUUACUUGGUCUCAGAUACUCUCCAGAGGAGCGGAAGUGGAAGUGGAUCAACAACGUGGAACAUGACCCAGCCAUGUUCCAUAUAAAUGAAUCUUACCGUGACUAUCACUGUACAACCAUUGGAUUUGGUGAAGUACGCGCUGCACCUUGUGGUGGAUCCGCAACAACACAAAAUAUGUGUGAAAAAGCUGCAACAAUUUCCAACAGGCAUCUGUAGGAGAGCUAAAACCAACAUGUGCAUGCUGAUCUGUUCUGCCCAGCCUCCUGUAGGAACCAUGGAUGGGAUGUGUCCCAUUUCCCUUGAGCUGCCCAGUCUCUGCUCCCAGGCUCUCCUGCAGCCUCUCUCCAGCCUCGGGGCUGAGCUCAGCCCCGCCUUUCCCUGCUGAUGCCUGAGCCUGGAUGGAUCCGCUCUGGAAGAGCUGGCCCUGGCACCCAGGAGCACUCUGGCACUGUCUCAUGCCAGAGGUGGCACUGCCAGGCAGGCAAUGCCAGGGGAGAGGAGUCCAGCCUGGGCACAGGGGUGAUCCCAAAUACAUCCCGACUCAUGGCCAGCCCUGUGUUCCCAGCCCUGCCUGGGCACAAGGAGAGCCUUCCCCACCUGGCCACAGCCUGGCCUUGCCUGCAGCCACAAGGGAAGGGCAGCACAGAUUUCUGGCUGGGAUCCUGCAAGGAAGGGCAACCCCACUCCUUGCCGGGAUGGACAGGAGAAAGUCAGGUGUGGGUGUGGAUAAACCUUCCCCUGUCCCAGACUGUUCCAAGAGCACACAGGAUCCCAGAGCCUGUGAGGGGAAUGGGAAUCAGCCCAAGGGAAAGGAUCCUACAACAGCACACCUCUGGGCAUGAAAUCAGCCCCAGUCCUGUGUGGGGAAGGGAAGGAAUGUCAAAUCUUAGAUCUGCUUGGGAAGGGCACAGUGUGGAGAUCAGCAGAGACCAGCAAGGCCUGGAGAACAGAGUCCCAAGAGAAGCUGAGCUGGACAGAAAACAGGACAAUGAAGCCCACAGUGACCUGUGAAGGAGUUGGUGAGAAGCAUGAGAGUGACCCACAGGGAAUGGCAACACAGUGCUCUGCCCUGUUUUCCUUGGAGAUUGCUCACAGGACAGGGCAGCUCUAUGGAUGUGCUCUGGGUCCCCCCAGAGAGCUCUUCUCAGGUGUCUGGGCUGACUG
Messenger RNA from Zonotrichia albicollis (white-throated sparrow), 4121 nucleotides. The record is from RefSeq and is a predicted model, not a curated record. NCBI's taxonomy places the organism in Eukaryota, Metazoa, Chordata, Aves, Passeriformes, Passerellidae.